Molecule: messenger RNA, 1135 nt
Organism: Tauraco erythrolophus (red-crested turaco)
Lineage: Eukaryota; Metazoa; Chordata; Aves; Musophagiformes; Musophagidae
Gene: KERA
Product: keratocan
Molecular function (GO): protein binding
Source: RefSeq, a predicted model, not a curated record
GCUAUUACAGUCUAACAACAGUGACCAAUAGAAAGAGAAGAAGAUCCAAGAAAGCUGAGGCAAACAAUGAUUCUAAAAGUCUAUGCAAGCCUUUUGCUCUUAUUCUUGGUCAAUUCUGUGUGGACUCGAACUGUGAGACAAGUUUAUGAUGAGCUGGAUCCUGAGCAUUGGUCUCACUACACUUUUGAGUGUCCACGAGAGUGCUUUUGUCCUCCUAGUUUCCCCAAUGCAUUAUACUGUGAUAACAAAGGACUUAAAGAAAUACCUGCAAUCCCAGCAAGAAUUUGGUACCUCUAUCUUCAAAACAAUCUAAUUGAAACAGUUUCGGAGAAGCCUUUUGUGAAUGCCACUCACCUGAGAUGGAUAAAUUUGAACAAGAAUAAGAUCACUAACAGUGGAAUUGAGAGUGGUGUGCUGAGCAAGCUGAAAAGGCUGCUUUACUUAUUCCUUGAAGAUAAUGAAUUGGAAGAGGUGCCUGCCCCAUUACCAAUGGGUCUGGAACAACUAAGACUGGCUAGAAACAAAAUCUCCAGAAUCCCAGAAGGUGUCUUCAACAACUUGGAAAACCUUACUAUGUUAGAUCUGCACCAGAACAGUUUGUUGGACAGCGCUCUUCAAAGUGACACCUUCCAAGGACUCAACAAUCUUAUGCAACUCAACAUAGCAAAAAAUUCACUCAAGAAAAUGCCUUUAAGUAUUCCAGCUAACACAUUGCAGCUGUUUUUGGAUAACAACUCCAUUGAAGUGAUACCAGAAAACUACUUCAGUGCAAUACCCAAAGUGACUUUCCUUAGGCUGAACUACAAUAAAUUAUCUGAUGAUGGUAUUCCCCCAAAUGGGUUUAAUGUUUCAUCUAUUCUAGAUCUACAGUUGUCUCACAACCAGCUCACUAAAAUUCCACCAAUCAAUGCUCAUCUCGAGCACCUUCACCUUGAUCACAACAAAAUCAAAAGUGUCAAUGGUACUCAAAUAUGCCCAGUCUCAAUUGCUGUAGCAGAAGAUUAUGGUUUUUAUGGCAACAUUCCUCGCCUUCGCUACCUUCGCCUGGAUGGAAAUGAAAUUCAGCCUCCAAUUCCAUUGGACGUUAUGAUAUGUUUCCGACUACUUCAAGCUGUUGUAAUAUAAAGAUAUUGCA